AGAAAGGUCAAACGCUAAGAGGCUAACACGCUGCUUGAAGAAAAUCCGACUGACAGACGGGGCACAGUUCUGUUUAGUGAAAAUCCACGCAUACAGCUGCUUCAGCAAUGUUAAAGAUAGACGGGCUGGGGCCCAAAAUGGACCCAGAGGAAAUGAAGAGGAAGAUGCGAGAAGACGUGAUGUCAUCAUUGCGGAACUUUCUUAUUUAUGUUGCCCUUCUCAGAGUCACACCCUACGUCCUAAAGAAGUUGGACAGCAUAUGACCUGGGCACCACCCCUGCCCUCCAAUUCCCGGAGACAUUGAGGAUCAGAGACUGGAGAUUUCAGAAAAAUCACUGUUUCAGAAGACACGCCAGGAAAGGAGCUGAAGAGAAGAGCCAAUGCCAGUGUUGUGUGUGAUGUGAUUAAUCAGUUUUGCCUUUGUUGUAUUCAAUUAAACAAGCUAAUGAAUGUA
Messenger RNA from Megalops cyprinoides (Indo-Pacific tarpon), 454 nucleotides. RefSeq names its product mitochondrial import receptor subunit TOM5 homolog. Gene Ontology annotation, cellular component: mitochondrial outer membrane translocase complex. The coding region runs from base 108 to 263 and encodes 51 amino acids. Lineage: Eukaryota; Metazoa; Chordata; Actinopteri; Elopiformes; Megalopidae. The record is from RefSeq and is a predicted model, not a curated record. The transcript has 2 exons.